Molecule: messenger RNA, 3636 nt
Organism: Tilletiopsis washingtonensis
Lineage: Eukaryota; Fungi; Basidiomycota; Exobasidiomycetes; Entylomatales
Product: ATP-dependent protease La
Exons: 7
Coding region: 288-3539 (1083 amino acids)
Biological process (GO): protein targeting to peroxisome; protein catabolic process; protein processing
Cellular component (GO): peroxisomal matrix
Molecular function (GO): serine-type endopeptidase activity; ATP-dependent peptidase activity; ATP hydrolysis activity
Source: RefSeq, a predicted model, not a curated record
CCACCGCUCGCUCUCCCCUCUCUCCACCACCACCUCUGCUGCUGCACACCUCCUGCUGCAUCUCACCUCGCGGCCAGCGCCGUCCUCGUCUGGGCCGCCGUCCGCUCUCACACCCGCCUGCUGCGCCGCUCACUGCGCCGCUUCCCCGCACCCCUCCACACGCGCACCCGCUGCGCCGCCACCGCGCCUCCUGCCCGUCUGAGCAGCCGCUGCGCAUCCAGCGCCGGCACAGAGACGCCUGCCACUGCUACGCUCCAGCCCAUCCGCUGCUCACACCGCCCGCAGCCAUGGCGCCGCCCGAGAUGAUCCACAUCCCCGACCAGCUGCCGGUGCUGCCGCUGCCCUACCCGCUCGUGCUGCACCCGUCGCUGCUGCUCAGCGUGCCGCUCUCGUACGCGCACUCGCUCAGCCUGCUCAAGGCGGCGCUGCAGGCGACGCAGGACCCGCUGCGCACGUCCGAGAGCGCCGCCAAGGAGGGCGGCGACUCGCAGCGCCCCAUCAUCGUCGCCUGCGUGCCGACGCUGCGUGUGCCGCCCGGCUCGGCAAGCCAGCAGGCCAAGCCGUCGUCGACGCGCGACGUGGCGCUCUCCGACGAGGCCGAGGACACCCGCGUGCGCAUCAACGACCUCUACGACUGGGGCUGUGCCGCCAAGCUCGUGCGUCUCACGCGGCACCCGGCCAGCCAGACGUGCACGCUGCUCGUCACCGGCAUCUGUCGCGUCCGCGUCGACCGCUGGCUCAGCGUCCGCGCGCCGCUCACCAGCACCACGCUCGACCGCAACAUCACCGUGCCUGACAUUCCCGUACCACUCGCCGCCAUCACGACCUUCACCGACGACGCGCCCUUCCCGCCCUACAAUGCGUCGUCCUCUGACAUCGAAACAGCCAACACGCUGCGACACGCCGCCGAGGACAUCCUCGACGCGCUGACGCCGCUCGUUGCUACCAUCUCGCGCAAGCCGAGCGAGGCCGUGCCCGCCACGUCGACGCCCACCAUGCCGCUGCUGCCGCCCGGCCUGCUGCGCCGCAUCCGCACCUUCAUCAAGGACGCACGCGAGGGCCAGGCCGGCCUCGUCGCCGACGUGCUGGUCGGCACGCUUGGCGGCGCAUGCGAGUGGUCGGAGCGCGUGAGCGUGCUUGGCGAGUGGGACCCUCGGCAGCGUGUCAAGGCUGCUGCGUCUGUCCUCUCUGCCGGCGCAGCUCGCGUCCGUCUGGCACGCGAGCUGCUUGCUGCUCUCUCGGCACCGCUCGGCGGCGAUACCAAGGAGAGCCUCGCUCGCGCCCAGCUCGAGACACUCCUCUCGCAGCUCGCCGCUCUCAACCCCAACGUCACGGCCCGCAUCAGCACCGGCUCGAGCAACUUCACUAUCGGGCCUGCGAUCAAGUCCGAAAGCGGCCGUGGCGGCAACAGCCGCUCGAACAUCGUCACGAUCCGCGCACCGUCGCGUGGCUCCUCCGACGAUGCCUCGGCUGCGCCGCCACGACGCGCAGGUGCCAUCAAGGGCCCGCCUGGCGGCGGCAAUGGCGACUCGGAGGAGGAGGAUGAGGUGGCGGAGCUGAGCAAGAAGCUCGACGCCGCCAUGCUGACGCCCGAGGCGCGCAAGCUGUGCGACCGCGAGCUGAAGCGUCUGGCGCGCAUUCCGCAGCAGAGCGUCGAGCGCGGCGUCGUCAUUACCUACCUCGAGACGAUGGCCGAGCUGCCGUGGGACAAGACGAGCGCAGAUCUUACGCCCGUCUUGGACGAGAAGGCGCCGAAGGCCAUCACGGAGGCGGGCGAGGAGGGCAUUGUGGAGCGUGCGAGACGCAUCCUCGACGAGGACCACUACGGCCUCGAGAAGAUUAAGAAGCGUCUCGUCGAGUACCUCGCCGUGCUGGAGCUCAAGACGGAGCAAGCCAACGAGCGCGUUGCGGCCGAGGAGACACAGAUGCGCGAGCAGAAGGCUCAGGCGGCAAAGGAGGCCAAGCGCCAGCAGAAGGUCUCUGCGCCGACGGAGGACGACGACGAGGGCGAGCCGGAGUUCAAGCACCUCGAGGAUGCUGCGGAGGAGGAGCGUCGCAGCAAUGAGGCUACGAAGGAGGAGCGUCGCAAGCGUCGCAAGGCCCACGUUGCAGACAAGGGCCCGAUCCUGCUGCUUGUCGGCCCGCCGGGCACGGGCAAGACGUCAAUCGCUCGCUCGCUCGCCACUGCGCUGCGCCGGCCAUUCACGCGUCUGUCGCUCGGCGGUGUUCGCGACGAGGCCGAAAUCCGUGGUCACCGCCGGACAUACGUCGGCGCCAUGCCCGGCAGCAUCGCCUCCAGCCUGCGGAAGGUCGGCGUGAGCGACCCUGUGCUGCUGCUUGACGAAAUCGACAAGCUGGGCAGCGGCAAUGGCCACCACGGCGAUCCGAUGGCCGCCAUGCUCGAGACGCUCGACCCGGAGCAGAACUUUGCCUUCAACGACCACUAUGUCAACUGCCCGAUGGACCUGAGCCGCGUGCUCUUCAUCGCCACGGCCAACACGCUCGACACCAUCUCGCCGCCGCUGCUGGACCGCUGCGAGGUGAUCCAAGUCUCGGGCUACACGCACGACGAGAAGGUGGCCAUUGCCAAGGCCUACCUGCUGCCGAAGCAGACCAAGGCUCAGGGCCUGCAGCCCGACGAGCUCGUCGUCGGCGACGAGGUGCUGCUCAAGGUGGCCAUGUCGUACACGCGCGAAGCGGGCGUGCGCAGCCUGGAGCGCGAGAUUGGCGCGAUUGCGCGCUACAAGGCCGUGCAGUAUGCCGAGGCGCGCAAGGGAGCAAAGGACGCGGAUGGCAAGACAAAGGUGUAUGACCCUGUCGUGCAUGUCGAAGACCUGGAGACCAUCCUCGGCGUCGAGAGCUACGAGCCUGAAGUGGCCGACCUCGACGCUCGUCCGGGCGUGGCCACGGGUCUGGCCUACCAGGGCUCGGGCAGCGGCGGCAUUCUGCACAUCGAGACGCUGCUUCUUCCGCCCGGCAACGGCAGUCUCAAGCUGACGGGCAGUCUCGGCGACGUGAUCCGCGAAUCCGCCGAGUUGGCGCUCUCCUGGGUCAAGGCGCAUGCCUUCCAGCUCGGCAUCACUUCGGCGCGCGACGCUGAGUUCCCGCGCAACGACGUGCAUCUGCAUCUGCCGAGCGGCGCCAUUCCCAAGGAUGGCCCUAGUGCAGGCGUGGCCAUGACCUGCGCACUCGUCAGUCUCUUCACCCGCACGCCUCUCAGUCCUACGCUCGCCAUGACGGGCGAAGUGACGCUGCGGGGACAGGUCACGCCCGUCGGCGGCAUCAAGGAGAAGCUCCUCGGCGCCCACCGAGCCGGCAUCAAGAAGCUGCUUCUCCCCGUGCGCAACCGCAAGGACGUCGAGGCCGACCUGCCGGCCAACGUGCGCGCCGAGCUGCAGAUCCACUACGUGCGCACCAUCUGGCAGGCGCUCGAGGCGGCCUUUGGCACGGCGCUCUUUGAGCAUGCCGCCGGCUCGCACCACGAGGGCGUCGUCGAGGGACGCAAGAUGAUGAGCGAGUUUGCCGAGUCGCGCCUUUGAUCAUCCGUCUCGCUUUCUUCGCACUUUCCCUGCCAUUCUUGCGUCUCUCACUUGCCUCCUCAUGACUGUAUCACCGCCUUGCCUGUCUACUACCCCC